Molecule: messenger RNA, 2316 nt
Organism: Myotis brandtii (Brandt's bat)
Lineage: Eukaryota; Metazoa; Chordata; Mammalia; Chiroptera; Vespertilionidae
Gene: ABHD16B
Product: abhydrolase domain containing 16B
Exons: 2
Coding region: 452-1753 (433 amino acids)
Biological process (GO): phosphatidylserine catabolic process; monoacylglycerol catabolic process
Cellular component (GO): endomembrane system
Molecular function (GO): monoacylglycerol lipase activity; glycerophospholipase activity
Source: RefSeq, a predicted model, not a curated record
CCCCUCCACCCCCACUCCCCACUCCAACCCCCACCCCGCUUCUCCAGACUACUUUGUCUUUGCAAAUGCUCAGACAGCCUGCCCCCAGAGCUGCUGGGCCUGCCCCGGCUCCCUUUACCUCCAGUGUGGGAAUCUCCUACCUCUGUUUAAAGGGGAGGUGGGUGAAGCAGGGAUGGGGGAGAUAUAGUCAAGGAGGGCAUAGGGAGGGUGUUUGUGUCCCAAGGGUGGGGCAGCACUUGAGGGCCUGGGAACCCUUUAUGAGCCCAUCACAGGGUGUAGCCCCUCCCCCCAGCAACAGUGACUCACAAAGCAGACUGGUGCAGAUGCCACAGGCGAGGAGGCACCACCCAGGACAGCUCAGAGCGGUGCUAGCCCCUGCAGCGCCCGCUGGGCCGGGUCGGGGUCCCCGGAAACUGCGCAUUAGGGUUCCCGCAGAGCAGCCUCGACGCCCAUGUGUAUCGUCUGCUUCGUGAAGGCGCUGGUGCACGUAUUCAAGAUCUACCUGACCGCCAACUACACCUACAACUUCCGCAGCUGGCCCGUGGACUUCCGCUGGGAUGACGUGAGCACCCGUGCGGGGGGCAGCAGUCACCGAGCGCUGACAUGCACGGCGGCUGCAGCUGGCGUGUGGCUGCUCCAGGAUGCGCUGGCCCACUCGCUGGGCCGCUGGCUCGUGUACCCGGGCUCCAUGUUCCUGAUGACCCGAGCGCUGCUGCCGCUGCUGCAGCAGGGCCAAGAACGCCUCGUGGAGCGCUACCAGGGCCGGCGUGCCAAGCUGGUGGCCCGAGAUGGCAACGAGAUCGACACCAUGUUCAUGGAUCGCCGCCAACACCCGGGCAGCCAGGGCCGUGGCCUGCGCCUGGUCAUCUGCUGUGAAGGCAACGCCGGCUUCUAUGAGAUGGGCUGCCUGUCCGCGCCGCUGGAGGCUGGCUACUCAGUGCUGGGCUGGAACCACCCGGGCUUCGGGGGCAGCACCGGUGAGCCGUUCCCUCAGCACGAUGCCAACGCCAUGGACGUGGUGAUCAAGUACGCACUGCACCGCCUGCGCUUCCCGCCGGCGCACGUGGUGAUCUACGGCUGGUCCAUUGGCGGCUUCACAGCCACCUGGGCCACCAUGUCCUACCCGGAGCUGGGUGCACUGGUGCUUGAUGCCACCUUCGACGACCUCGUGCCUCUGGCCCUGAAGGUCAUGCCCCAGAGCUGGAAGGGACUGGUGGUGCGCACCGUGCGUGAACAUUUCAACCUCAAUGUCGCGGAGCAGCUGUGCAGCUACCCCGGGCCGGUGUUGCUGCUCCGGCGAACUCUGGACGACGUGGUCAGCACCUCCGGCCAUCUGCGCCCCCUGCCGUUCGGCGACGUGGAGGGCAACCGCGGCAACGAGCUGCUCCUGCGCCUGCUGCAGCACCGCUACCCGGCUGUGAUGGCACGUGAGGGCCACGCCAUCGUGACCCGCUGGCUGCGCGCGGGCAGCCUGGCACAGGAAGCCGCUUUCUAUGCGCGCUACCAUGUGAAUGACAACUGGUGCCUGGCACUGCUGCGCUCCUACCGCGCUCACUGCGAGGACAAACAGGAGGACGAGGAGGUCUGGGGACCGCACGGGCUCACCUUCCCGUGGCGGGUGGGUCAGGGCCUGAGCUCGCGUAGGCGCCGGCAACUCGCGCUGUUCCUGGCGCGCAAACACCUCAAGAACGUGGAAGCGACUCAUUGCAGUCCGCUAGAACCCGAGGACUUCCAGUUGCCCUGGAGGUUGUAGCCUGAGCCCCCGAGGGAACUAGCGUUUGUGCUUUUGCUCAUCUUCAGGGCCUCAGGGCCAUUCCCCUCCCCACACCCCAACCAGUAAAGCUGGCCUGCCCUGGGGACCCCAACCUAGUGUCUGGGAGAGGGUAAGGCAUUCCCUGCUCCCUUUCUCUUCCUCCCUCAAACACUUGUGGAUGUCCCAGUCUGCUCCCAGUUCCUAAAGGGAAUGCAAAGAUUAACCUGACCCAAUUAAUAGCAAUGCUGUGUGAUGGGUGCCUUCAACACCUCAAAAUGAUGGUGGGAACACGGGCUGUGAGGCCUUCGGAGGUGCUGUUUACCCACCCUGGGUUACAGAUGACUCAGGGAAAGCUGAGUGUUGAAGGGUCUGUACAAGUUGCCCCUGGCUGUGAAAGGACAUUGGCAUCUACAAAGCGGGUCUUAGCAGCGGGACCUUUCCUGGACUGUGAUGCUGCUCCAUAGGGUCCUCUCCCUACCUCCACUCCUGGCUUCUACAAGAGGGGUUCAAUGGGACCACAGACUCAAAGUAACAGGUGCACACCAUGUGGCAUGUAGCUGCUG